AUGGCUGCCUCUUCCGCCCCUCGUCUCCCUCGGCCAGUAUCCACCCUGCCACUGCUUGUAACUCUGGUACUGUUUCUUAUGUCACCCUCACCGUCAUCUGCCUCCGCCCCGACCAACACCUCUCUCCCCACAGGGGACGCCCCCCUCACGUCCAUUAGGGCUCUCUGCCGCUCCACCCCGCAUCCAGAUGCUUGUUUCGACUCCCUCAAGGUAUCUAUCAAGACCGACGCCGUCCCCUCCAUCCUCUCUCUCGUCUCUCUUUUCAUCCGGUUCACCAUCGCCGAAGCCGCCAAGAUCUCUGCCGUCAUCACCUCCUCCCAAGGCAUCUCAGAGGGGCUUCGAGGGUCACUUCAGGACUGUGAAGAGCUCCACCAGAUCACCCUCUCCUCCUUGAACAAGUGCGCCGCCGUCCUCCAGUCCGGCCGGCAGCUCUCCGAUGUCCGCACGCAUCUCAGCGCCGCCCUUACCAACAGCGCCACCUGCCUCGAGGGCCUCUCUGUGGCGUCGGGCCCGGUGAAGCCCAUUCUCGUCGAGUUGCUGACUGCGGCAAACAAGCACAUCAGAAACUCCCUCGGCAUUCUCCCAUCGGAGAUACGGCGACGGACCCCAGGUCACUGGCGGCCCCACGACGAACGGCUAAUUGCGUGGCUCUCCCGCCGCAAGAGCCGGCUUCUACAGAGUGGAGAUGUCGACGAUGGGUACGACCGGGGCUCAAUUCUGUCGGUUGCAGCCGAUGGCAAAGGUAACUUCACGACGCUCGGCGCCGCCAUCAAUUUCGCGCCAAACAACAGCGCGGACCGAACGAUCAUCAUCGUGCGUGCCGGCGUGUACGAGGAGAACGUAGAGGUACCGAGCUACAAGACCAACAUCGUUCUCCUGGGCGAUGGCAGCGGCGUUACCAUAAUCCGCGGUCGCCGGAGCGCCGGCGACGGCUGGACCACCUUCCGGUCCGCCACUGUCGGUGAGUAUCCGCCACCACGGAAACCCACCCUAUUCCCUGCAAGCUUCUACAACUACAGAUCUAUUCGAAUCGGAAUUCAUCCGUAGAACCAUUCACGUGACGGUCCAACUUUCUGGCCUGCGACCUCAUCUUGGUUGACCAAGUCCGUCGGAGGGUUCACCUGUGUGGGCCCGGGCCACGAAUCGAGGUUCGACCAUAGUAAUGGGAAGCCAUGCAUGGCCGGCCUCUCUGUGAGCCGUCUGCGUCUUGGAGGAGGUGGCCGAGUGAUGGCAGAGUGAGUUCCCACCCCUCGGUCCGAGGACCAACGUGCCGAUCGAACUACGUUGAAAUUCUACCGGGCAUGGACAAACGACCCACCUCUUCGUUGAUUGACAGUCAUGUUUUUGAGUUCCCGUCUUCAUCCCGAGUAGAAACCAGGGAGACUAAUCCGUCGGAUUUGUCCAGAUGUUAGAUGCUUGGGGUCUUCCCUUGAUUAUGCUCUGAUUGUCUCGUCGCUGAUUCUCUGCACUGUUCAAUACCCUCUGUCAGCCGUAUCCGGUGAAGGAUUCCUCGCACGGGACAUAGCUUUCGACAACGCAGCGGGGGCAGCGAAGGGCCAGGCAUCGGCCCUCCGAGUGAACGCUGACCUCGCGGCGUUCUACCGCUGCGUCAUGACGGGAUACCAAGACACCCUCUAUGUGCACUCCUUCCGCCAGUUCUACCGGGAGUGCGACAUCUACGGUACCAUCGACUUCAUCUUCGGCAACGCUGCCGUCGUGUUCCAGGCCUGCAAUAUCUUCGCCCGGAUGCCCAUCCCCGGUCAGGCCAACGCCAUCAUCGCCCAAGGCCGCGACGACCCCAACCAGAACACCGGCAUCUCCAUUCAGAACUGCACCAUCCUCGCCUCGAAAGAACUCCCGUCGGGCCUGGGGAGCACCCAGACCUACCUCGGCCGGCCGUGGAAGCUUUACUCGAGGACGGUGUACGUGAAGUCCUACAUCGACCGCUUGAUAGACCCGGCCGGGUGGUCGGAGUGGGUGGGGGAUCAGGGACUGAGGACGCUCUACUUCGGCGAGUACGCGAACAGCGGGCCGGGGUCGGCGACGGAGGAACGAGUCAAGUGGCCGGGCUACCAUCUCAUGGGCUACGACGAUGCCGUUAGCUUCACCGUCUCCGAGCUCAUCUCAGGCGACGGAUGGCUGGAGUCGACGUCCUUCCCCUUCGACGCUGGGCUGUGA
Spirodela intermedia is the source of this 2178-nucleotide messenger RNA. NCBI's taxonomy places the organism in Eukaryota, Viridiplantae, Streptophyta, Magnoliopsida, Alismatales, Araceae. The record is from the annotation of a GenBank genome assembly.